AUGCGAUCUUCUACCCGGGAGGACGGGCUAAUGUUCGAUCUUGCUACUGAUAGCCACUCUAUCGCCUUGAUCCGGCAAUUCUGGGAGUCGGCCAAGAUCGUGUCCACCGUCUGCCAUGGUACCGCAGCCAUACUCAACGUCAAGCUGUCAAAUUCGUCAUUCCUUUUAUCCAACACCCCGGUCAAUGGCUUCGCUAACUCAGAAGAGGAUGAAACGAACUCUUCAGGAGGCAAAUAUGAGAAGGCAUCCGCUAACUGGGCUUCGCAUGUGGUCGUGGCGAAGGAUGGCAGAUUGCUGACUGGUCGGAACCCAGAGAGCGCUAAGAAUUUGGCGAAGGUGAUAUUAAACAAGUUGAAUACGUGA
This is a messenger RNA of Penicillium canescens, 363 nucleotides long. RefSeq lists its product as uncharacterized. NCBI's taxonomy places the organism in Eukaryota, Fungi, Ascomycota, Eurotiomycetes, Eurotiales, Aspergillaceae. The transcript is spliced from 3 exons. Bases 1 to 363 code for a protein of 120 amino acids. The record is from RefSeq and is a predicted model, not a curated record. Gene Ontology annotation, molecular function: glyoxalase III activity.